AGAAAUCUAUUUUUGCAAAACUUCCAAAAUAGUCGGAUUCUGAAUAGUAAGUUUACCCCAAAAUUGAAAAUUUUUAUCACGGUACCGCGUGAGGGAAAGUGCGAGAGGGAAACGUCUCUUUGAAAAUUCCCCCAAUUUCUCUUAUUAAAUGUUUUCUUUUCCUUAUUUGAAUUUGAAUUUGAAUUCCUAGGGUUUUAUUUCGAUAUAUUUCGAUUUAUGCCCUACUCCAUCCUUUUAUAAGAGUAGUAGAGUAGGGACUACAAUUGAGUCAACUUUCCCUGAAUUUUUGUUUCCCCGAAAAGUUUACGGAAGAAAGUUGGAGUGGUCAUGGUACGGCCCGUCAAACGCGAAGCGGGUAGUACCAGUUCUAGUGGUAAAGCUGAAGCGAGUCGAUCUCAUGGCCAGACGGACCGUAGAGUCCUUCGAUCUCGUUACCUCGCCGUCAAGUCCUUAAUUAACGAUGAAAGAGAUGAGAUAACAAAUGCGGAUUCUGAUAAAUUUAAUCUAAUCAUUAAUGAAGUGGAGAGCUUGCACCAAUUUGUACAGAAACCAAGGGAACAGGUUGCCGAUGCAGAAGCUCUUUUGGACAUUACAAGCACCUUGAUAACCUCUGUCAAGGCACAUAGCAGUGAAGGAAUAACACCUUCAGAUUUUGUCACCUGUCUUCUCAGAAACUUUGGGAAACAAACUGGACUGGGUGGUAGCAGUGAGGAUGGCAGGAACUUGAUAUGUUGGAAGGAUGUGGGAAUUGCAGUCUCACAUGUUUUCCAGAGGGGUCCUAGAUGCUGCACCAUGAUUGGGCCUAUGGAUACUGGAAUAAAACAACGGAAGGCUAUUGUUCGUAGGAAACAUGUGAGGCCUAUGGAAAGUGCUCGGCCUGAAGAGCUUAAGGAUUCUGUUGUGGAGGAGAGGACGGAUACUGAUAAAAAUAUGGCUACCAUGUUUAAUAUCUUGAGGAAGAAUAGAUGUGUCAUGCUUGAAAAUCUGGUGUUGAACAGAAACUCUUUCGCGCAGACAGUGGAAAAUUUAUUUGCACUCUCAUUCUUAGUUAAAGAUGGACGGGCUGAAAUAAAAGUGAAUGAGAAAGGCUGUCACCUAGUAUCUCCAAGGAAUGCACCUGCUGCUAAUGAAGUUCUUUCAGGGCAGGUUUCUUACAGCCAUUUUGUCUUCAGAUUUGAUUUUAAGGAUUGGAAGUUGAUGACAAGUUCAGUUGCAGUUGGGGAGGAACUGAUGCCUCAUAGGAACCAAGAUGUAUCAACCGAUAGCCAAACAGAUGCACCAUCUGGACAAUCUCAAGCAUCUAUACCUACGACACCAAUUAGGAAAUUGUCCAGGAAUCGUGGCUUGGUUUUACAGGAGCAGACAGUUGUGGAAGACUCACCUGAGGCUGAGGGUGAACCGUCAGUUAUUGAAGACUCACCUUUCUGUGAUUCCAAGCAAAGACGAGCUGCUGCAAUUCGAAAAGGGAAACGCAAGCUGACAUGAGAUUGGCUUGGAUGCAGCAUUUUCCUGAGUAAUACUGGCUACUUUCUGCUGACAAAAUACUUUUGUUGAUUCUGAUCAUUUAGCCGUGUAUAUUUAUAGGAGCUUUAUGCAUUAGGUUUUCCUUUUUUUGUCUUUUUUCUUCCUCUGGGAUAUAUACUAAAAUUAGGGGAUGUCUUUUAUGGGUUAGUUCUGUUUCAUAUUUGUAGGCUAUUCCAUCUUUCUCAGGUCCUUUUCUCAUGGGCAUGACAUUGGGAGUAACAUUUGGCACUAUAGAAUUCUAGUGGUCAUAUUUUUAUCAAAUCUUAUUCAUUUCUAAA
Messenger RNA from Ziziphus jujuba (common jujube), 1802 nucleotides. Its product is annotated as non-structural maintenance of chromosomes element 4 homolog A. The record is from RefSeq and is a predicted model, not a curated record. The transcript is spliced from 7 exons. Lineage: Eukaryota; Viridiplantae; Streptophyta; Magnoliopsida; Rosales; Rhamnaceae. Gene Ontology annotation, cellular component: nucleus; Smc5-Smc6 complex. The coding region runs from base 328 to 1485 and encodes 385 amino acids. Gene Ontology annotation, biological process: DNA repair.